Molecule: messenger RNA, 681 nt
Organism: Chenopodium quinoa (quinoa)
Lineage: Eukaryota; Viridiplantae; Streptophyta; Magnoliopsida; Caryophyllales; Amaranthaceae
Exons: 2
Coding region: 1-681 (226 amino acids)
Source: RefSeq, a predicted model, not a curated record
AUGGAUGCCUUUUUAGGAUAUCACCAAAUCAGCGUGUAUGAGCCUGACAGGAAGAAAGCAGCUUUCAUCACUGAAGGAGGUGUGUUCAAAUAUGUGGCCAUGCCCUUUGGUCGGAAGAAUGCGGGGGCGACAUUUCAGAAGACAAUGGACGAAGUUUUUACCCAACAAAGGGGGAGGAACGUGGAAGUAUACGUGGAUGAUUCCAUAUUAAAGAGCCUCACAGUGCAGGGUCACGUUUCUUACUUGGAAGAAACAUUCAGUACAUUAAACAAGCACCACACUAAGCUAAACCUGAAGAAGUGUUUUUUGGAGGGAGGUCAGGGAUUACCUCGAAGAUUUGGGAAGGCUGAAGCUUCCAACAAGCAGAUACUCUACGCUCUGCAGAAGAAAUUAGAAGAACAUAAGGGGUUGUGGGCUGACUUAGUUCUAGAGGUGCGAUGGGCAAACAGGACAACUGAGAAAGAAGCAACGGGCAAAAGCCCAUUCUCCCUAACAUAUGGGGCAGAAGCAGCAGUCUCGGUAGAGGUACAAAUCCUGAGUCUAGGGAUACAACACUAUGACAAUCAGAACAACGAAAGCAGAAUGAGGGAAGAGUUAGAUCUCCUGCCGGAAGUCAGACUGAAGGCAGCUCUAAAGCUCGCAGCCCAAAAGAGAAGAAUGGCGAAAGUGUUCAACAAAUGA